Aspergillus ibericus CBS 121593 is the source of this 793-nucleotide messenger RNA. RefSeq lists its product as uncharacterized. NCBI's taxonomy places the organism in Eukaryota, Fungi, Ascomycota, Eurotiomycetes, Eurotiales, Aspergillaceae. The transcript has a single exon. The record is from RefSeq and is a predicted model, not a curated record. The annotation marks the transcript as partial.
GCCAGAAUCAACCCCGAUCUUAGCGCUUACGGUCCGAACCAUCGGCGGAUCGGCAUCCCGUUCUGCCCGACAGUCCAUAAAAACCAGCGGCCAGCCUUAUCUACCUUGACAAUCUCCAACGCUGUUCACUAUCUUGGUAGAUCCCCGGCAGCAAAAAUGAACAUCCCCCUCACCACCCCCGAAGUCCCCCCUCAAUUCCUCAAACCCGCCUUCCUAGUCGGCCACAUCCCGCAGCGCACUCUCGCCGCGGACCCCCGCGUCUCCUACGCCCUAUACAUCCCACCCGCGCACUACAACCCCGAUCCCAACCGCUCCACCACCACCACCGCCCCCUACAACAACCCCAAACUCCCCCUCCUGGUCACCAUCCACGGCACCAGCCGCAACCCCACCCCCCUCCGCACCACCCUCCCCCCCUUCGCCAACUCCACUCCCUGCGCCAUCCUGGCCCCUCUCUUCCCCGCCAACAUCGACGGCCCCAACGACCUCGACUCCUACAAGCUCCUCCGCUCCAGGACCCUCCGCUCGGACCUAGCCCUCCUCUCCAUCCUCGACGAAAUCGCCACCGUCUGGCCCGGUCUCGACACCGAAAAGAUCUACCUAAUGGGAUUCUCCGGCGGGGGGCAAUUCGCGCAUCGGUUUCUGUAUAUCCACCCGGAACGAUUAAUGGCUGUGAGUGUGGGGGCACCGGGACGGGUGACGAUGUUGGAUGAGGCGGGGAAGUGGCCGGGUGGGGUGGGGGAUGUGGAGGGGGUUUUUGGGAAGGGGGUGAGGAGGGAUUUGAUUCGCCAGG